Prorocentrum cordatum is the source of this 222-nucleotide messenger RNA. Lineage: Eukaryota; Dinophyceae; Prorocentrales; Prorocentraceae. The record is from the annotation of a GenBank genome assembly.
GCGCGGGCGCGGCGGCCGCCGGGCCGCCCGGCGGCGCGCGGCCCAGGCGGGGGGGGGCGACCUUCCCGCGGCCCGAGGGGCACCGGGCACCUUCGCCAUCUGCGGGGGGAGCUCAGCGCCCAGAGCGGAGCCGCCAAGACUGCGGACUCCGACGGAGGCUGUGGGUGAUUGGGCUUCGAGCACCAUCGACGAGACGGCCGCGGCACGCAUAUGCGCGGCCAG